Molecule: messenger RNA, 1302 nt
Organism: Condylura cristata (star-nosed mole)
Lineage: Eukaryota; Metazoa; Chordata; Mammalia; Eulipotyphla; Talpidae
Gene: SLC30A3
Product: solute carrier family 30 (zinc transporter), member 3
Exons: 8
Coding region: 136-1302 (388 amino acids)
Biological process (GO): response to zinc ion; zinc ion transmembrane transport
Cellular component (GO): plasma membrane
Molecular function (GO): zinc ion transmembrane transporter activity
Source: RefSeq, a predicted model, not a curated record
CGCAGUCCCCUCCACUCUGGUGGCCCCGCGGCCCUGCGGGGAUUCCCGGGACCAGCUGGCCACACUGUCUUGGCGCGGGGCCCGCCCCGCCUCUCUCUCCCUCGGUGGGGCCUAGACGGCCCGAGCCGCGGGGACAUGGAGCCCUCUCCAGCCACCCGGGGCUCGGAGACCACUCGGCUGGUGAGCCCCCGGGACCGCGGCGGCGCCGGUGGCGGCCUGCGUCUGAAGAGUCUCUUCACAGAACCCUCCGAGGCCGUCUCUGAGGAGCCCAAGCCUGUGGAGGUGCCCUUCCACCUCUGCCACCGGGACCCCCUGCCGCAGCCAGGCCUCACCCCCGAGAGGCUGCAGGCACAGAGGCAGCUGUGUGCCGCCUGUGCCGUGUGCUGCGUCUUCAUGGCCGGGGAGGUGGUAGGUGGUUACCUGGCGCACAGCCUGGCCAUUAUGACCGACGCGGCCCACCUGCUGGCUGACGUGGGCAGCAUGAUGGGCAGCCUCUUCUCCCUCUGGCUCUCCACCCGGCCAGCCACCCGCACCAUGACCUUUGGCUGGCACCGCUCAGAGACUCUGGGGGCUCUGGCCUCUGUGGUCUCCCUCUGGAUGGUCACUGGCAUCCUCCUGUACCUGGCCUUCAUUCGCCUGCUGCACAGCGACUACCACAUCGAGGGGGGGGCCAUGCUGCUGACCGCCAGCAUUGCAGUCUGUGCCAACCUGCUAAUGGCCUUUGUGCUGCACCAGGCCGGCCCCCCCCACAGCCAUGGGUCCCAUGGGGCAGAGUAUGCACCGCUGGAGGAGGGGUCCGGGGAGUCCCUGCCCCUGGGGAACACCAGCGUCCGGGCAGCCUUUGUGCAUGUGCUGGGGGACCUCCUGCAGAGUCUUGGGGUGCUGGCUGCCUCCAUUCUCAUCUACUUCAAGCCUCAGUACAAGGCAGCCGACCCCAUCAGCACCUUCCUCUUCUCCAUCUGUGCCCUUGGAUCGUCAGCUCCCACCCUGAGAGAUGUUCUACGCGUCCUCAUGGAAGGUACCCCCCGAAAUGUGGGGUUUGAGCCAGUGCGGGAUACGCUGUUGUCAGUGCCGGGAGUCCGGGCAACUCACGAGCUGCACCUGUGGUCACUGACGCUCACGUACCACAUUGCCUCCGCGCACCUGGCUGUCGACCCCACGGCUGACCCCGAAGCUGUCCUGGCUGAAGCCACAUCCCGGCUGCACUCUCGGUUCGGAUUCUCCAGCUGCACCCUGCAGGUUGAGCAGUACCAGCCGGAGAUGGCCCAGUGCCUGCGCUGCCAGGAGCCCCCCCAAGCCUGA